Clupea harengus (Atlantic herring) is the source of this 2621-nucleotide messenger RNA. RefSeq names its product CTP synthase 1-like. Gene Ontology annotation, cellular component: cytoophidium; cytoplasm. Gene Ontology annotation, molecular function: identical protein binding; CTP synthase activity. Gene Ontology annotation, biological process: pyrimidine nucleobase biosynthetic process; CTP biosynthetic process. The record is from RefSeq and is a predicted model, not a curated record. Lineage: Eukaryota; Metazoa; Chordata; Actinopteri; Clupeiformes; Clupeidae.
AUUUUUAGAUUCAAGAUGUACGCCAAUGACGUUGUAGAUGUGCGUGAUUGUGUCAUCUGUCAUACAGUCGUCCACGUGUGGUCUGGUCUGGUCUGGAGUGCUACAUCGAGUUGUCCACAGUCAUACCUUGUGGUCAUGAUGAAGUACAUACUUGUUACGGGUGGUGUCAUCUCUGGUAUUGGAAAAGGAAUUAUUGCCAGUAGUGUGGGGACAAUUCUGAAGUCCUGUGGCCUUCGUGUUACUGCAAUUAAGAUUGACCCCUACAUCAAUAUCGAUGCUGGCACCUUUUCACCUUAUGAGCAUGGGGAAGUGUUUGUACUAGAUGAUGGUGGCGAAGUGGACCUGGACUUGGGGAACUAUGAGCGCUUCUUGGACAUCCGUCUCACCAAAGACAACAACCUCACAACAGGAAAGAUCUACCAGACUGUCAUUAACAAAGAGAGAAGAGGCGACUACUUGGGCAAAACGGUCCAAGUGGUGCCACACAUCACAGACUGCAUUCAGGAGUGGGUCAUGAAGCAAGCCAAAGUAUCUGUGGAUGAUGAUGAAGUAGAGCCCCAAGUUUGUGUCAUUGAGCUUGGAGGGACCGUGGGAGACAUUGAGAGCAUGCCUUUCAUUGAAGCCUUCAGACAGUUCCAGUUCAAAGUCAAGAGGGAGAACUUCUGCAACAUCCAUGUCAGCCUCGUCCCACAGCCCAGCGCUACAGGAGAGCAGAAGACCAAGCCCACUCAGAACAGUGUGCGUGAGCUGCGUGGACUGGGCCUGUCUCCUGACCUGAUUAUGUGCCGUUGCUCCACACCGCUGGAAAAGGCUGUCAAAGAGAAGAUCUCCAUGUUCUGCCACGUGGAGCCAGAGCAGGUGAUCUGUGUGCACGAUGUGUCGUCCAUCUACAGGGUGCCCUUGCUGCUGUGCGAUCAGGGCGUGGUGGAUUACUUCGGCACGCGUCUCAACCUGCAGAUGGACAUGAGGCCACGCAGGUUGCUCACCAAGUGGAAGGAGAUGUCCGACAGAUCAGACAGACUCCUAGAGAGCUGUUCCAUCGCACUGGUGGGGAAGUACACCAAGUUCGCCGACUCGUACGCCUCAGUUAUCAAAGCCCUGGAGCACUCCGCCCUCGCCGUCAAUCAGAAGCUAGAGAUUAAGUACAUAGACUCUGCAGACCUGGAGGCGGCUACUUUACAGGAGGAGCCGGUGAAGUACCACGAGGCCUGGCAGAAACUCUGCAGUGCAAACGGGGUCUUAGUGCCUGGUGGUUUUGGUGUGCGUGGAACAGAGGGAAAGAUGCAAGCCAUCAGUUGGGCCAGGAAACAGAAAAAGCCCUUUUUAGGGGUGUGCUUGGGCAUGCAGCUGGCAGUGUGCGAGUUUGCCAGGAAUGUUCUUGGCUGGGAAGAUGCCAACUCCACUGAAUUUGACCCAGACAGCAAACAUCCGGUGGUGAUUGACAUGCCAGAGCACAACCCAGGCCAGAUGGGCGGCACCAUGAGACUGGGCAAGAGGAGAACCGUCUUCAAAACCAACACCAGUGUUUUAAGAAAGCUGUAUGGAGAUGUUGACUAUGUUGAUGAAAGGCACAGACAUCGCUUUGAGGUCAAUCCAGACCUGAAGCACCAUUUUGAGGAGAGAGGACUGCAUUUUGUUGGGCAAGAUGUGGAGGGUGAGAGAAUGGAGGUGAUCGAGCUAGAGGACCAUGCAUACUUUGUGGGAGUGCAGUAUCAUCCAGAGUUCACGUCCCGCCCCAUCAAGCCGUCGCCCCCUUACUUCGGCCUGCUUCUGGCUGCCGCGGGGAAACUGCAGGGCUACCUGCAGAAGGGAUGCCGUCUGUCCCCAAGGGACACAUACAGUGACCAGAGUGGCAGCAGUUCACCAGACUCCGAGAUCUCGGAGCUCAGUUUACCUCGUAAGCCUGAACAGGCAGACUACUGAACAGCCACGGCAAGGCCUGCACUGUGUGACUCGGUCAUUCGGUGUGAACUGAAGACUCUCUCCUUUCACUUCUGCUAGAGCUCUCUGAGCCACAGCUGUCAGCGUGUGUCACUUUAGGAACUUUUAAGGGAGAACAUGAACUGCUUUGACAGUUGAUGUACUGUUGGACUACAAGGAAAGGAAUGUACUGAUUUUAAAUUAAACGUGUCUUUGCCAUUACUACUAUGUAACAUUAUUUUGCUUUUGUUGGUUUAUCAUGAUUGUAAUAUAAUAUAUUGACAAAGCAUGUAUCAUGUAUUUGAAGUUUGCGUUGUAGUUAUAAACUGUUAAGUACCGUUCUGUUUUGUCCUGCCAUUGAAGUUCAUCAAUAUCUGUUUCAUCCUGCCAUUAAAGUUUUAAAGUUUCUUGUUAGUUUUCUUUUUAACCACAUAAUUUUUUUGUUGGGAGGUUACUACAGCAGCUGUUGCGACUAGUCCACAUAUGAGAUGUGGUUAUUAAAUAACGGGACUACUACUGUAAUUCAAUUGUAUUAAAAUACUCUUUAUACUCGUAAUAACAGUCUCGUUCUUUAAUAGCCACACCUUGUAUGAACGGAUUGUUUGAGUUUCGUCUAUGAAGCCAUAUACUAUUUUCCAGAUGUUGCCUUUGCUUUACAUGGAUCAUGAAAUAAAAAAUAAAAAAAACAGUAUAUGCACGUA